This is a messenger RNA of Didymella exigua CBS 183.55, 1642 nucleotides long. Its product is annotated as glycoside hydrolase family 28 protein. NCBI's taxonomy places the organism in Eukaryota, Fungi, Ascomycota, Dothideomycetes, Pleosporales, Didymellaceae. The coding region runs from base 238 to 1596 and encodes 452 amino acids. The record is from RefSeq and is a predicted model, not a curated record. The transcript has 2 exons. Gene Ontology annotation, biological process: carbohydrate metabolic process. Gene Ontology annotation, molecular function: polygalacturonase activity.
CUUGGGGUUAGCGCGCGGGGACCCCGCAUGCACUGAUGCACUGUGGAGAUGAACAGCGGCCGAGGAGAAGAUUUCAGGCCCAUGGCGGAGAAACUCGUUCACUGUUAUAAUGGAGCCAAGAUCAGCCAAGGCGCGGAAGACACAUGAGUGAGGUCGAGGACCGACUAUAAAUUGCUCUGGAAGACGUCUCGUUGCGAGAUAGGACGCUGUAAACCAGUCUGUGAUCAUUUCGGCGCCAUGAGGUCCUUCUCUGUUCUUCUUGCCCUCGCGGCUUCUCUGACUUCGGUGUCUGCUUCGGCUCUCAGCGAGAAUUCUGUCCCGGCUGGCGCUUCCGUACUGGUUCCUCGCUCGGAUUCACUGCUGCCCAGGAAGCCUCGAGAGAAAGACAACUGGGGCAACGCCGUUGCGCACGAUCGCAAGAAGAUCACCAUCCGUGCGUCUAAGAACGACACAGAUGACAUCAGUGACGACUUCCUCUGGGCGCUCAAGAAGGCGAACCACGGCGGUCUUGUGCACCUCAAGAAGAACCACAAGUAUGUCAUCGGCAAGAAGCUCGACCUCAGCUUCCUGAAAGAUGUAUACGUCAACAUCGAUGGAGAGCUCAAGUACACCAACGACAUCAAGUACUGGCAGGCCAACAACUUCUACUACCCUUUCCAGAAGAGCAUUACCUUUACAGUCUGGGGCGGAAAGGACGUCAAAAUCUACUCCGACUCAGGCACUGGCAUCAUCAACGGCAACGGUCAAGCCUGGUGGGAUGGCUUCUCAGGUGCUGAGAUCCUAGACCCAAACAACAAGUUCUACCGCCCCAUCCUCUUCCUGACGGACAAUGCGACUAACAUCGAAAUCUCGGGUCUGCACCUCAAAGACUCUCCCUGCUGGACUACGUUCCUCGUGCGGACCAAGAACGUCGUCUUCGACAACAUCUAUAUCGACGCCGUGAGCACCAACGCCUCGUCGCUGCCCAAGAACACCGACGGCUUCGACUCGCUCAACGUCGACGGGCUGACAGUGACAAACACCCGCGUCAAUGUGGGCGACGACUGCUUCUCACCCAAGCCCAACACAACCAACAUCUUCGUCAAGAACCUGUGGUGUAACGGCACCCACGGCGUCUCCAUGGGCUCCAUCGGCCAGUACCCCGGGGUGAAGGAUUACAUCAGCAACGCCUGGCUGGAGAACAUCACGCUGCUCAACGGCCAGAACGGCGCGCGCCUCAAGGCCUGGGCCGGCCCGGACGUGGGCUACGGCUACAUCGACAACAUCACGUACAAGGAUAUCAUCAUUGAGAACACGGAUGCGCCCGUGGUGCUGGACCAGUGCUACUUCAACAUCAACUCGACCGCGUGUGCGCAGUACCCGAGCAAGGUCAACAUCACUAACGUCAACUUCAUCAAUAUCUCCGGCAGCUCGAGCGGGAAGAACGGCAGGGUUGUUGCGGAUCUGACGUGCAGUCCCGGCGCGACGUGCAAUGGGAUUCAUCUCGAGAACAUCAAUAUCACGAGUCCUGCGGGCUCGCCGUCGCAGAUUGUGUGCGAGAAUAUCCAGGGCGAUAUCGGCGUUGAUUGUAUCCCAGCGAGCGAGGCGGACGAUUAGACGAAGACGUAAGCGGGAUAGUAGAAAGUAUGGUAUCAAAUGCAAU